AUGUCUGUCUACGAGUUUGAUGCCGACGCUGACAGGACAGCCGCACCUUCCAUCAACUCAGAGAAGGGUGAUGUUGAAGUGCAAAAGGCAGAAGUUGAACAUGACCAAAGACAUGAUGCCAAGCAUGAACAUACACGCCACGACUUCCGCUCAGAAGAGCGCGAUGACAUUCCCGCCGCCAUCGAACCGCGGUUCGAUGACACGGAAAUAUAUCCAGACGGCGGUCUCGCUGCUUGGCUUGUGGUCCUCGGAGGCUCAUUCAUAACAUUCUCGACCUUCGGGGUCGUCAAUGCAUGGGGAACGUUUCAGGCGUAUUAUGAAGAUGAUCUGCUCGCGGGUACACCAUCGUCCACAAUGCCUGUUUACGAUCCUGAUCUUCUCAUGGAAUCAGACUCGCUCGUCUUCCUCCCGGCUUUCAUCUUUGGCCGCCUUUUCGACAUCGGCCACUUCAGGGUUCCUUUCCUUACCGCAAGCACAGCUCUUGUCGUGUGCACCUUCCUCAUCGCGGAGUGCACGCAAUACUGGCAGUUUAUGCUCUGUCAAGGUAUCAUUAUCGGGUUAUGCUCAGGAGCAAUCUAUGGACCGACUAUGGCCAUCAUUGGUCAUUGGUUCAAGAAACGACGUGCACUUGCCCUAUCCAUUGUCGCAAACGGCAGUUCCUUGGGGGGAGCUCUGUUCCCUAUUGCGUUUGGUCGACUCAUCGAGGAAGUCGGCUUCAAAUGGACGAUGCGCAUCCUCGGAUUCCUUCUUCUUUUUACCCUCGGUGUGGCAAAUCUGACACUCCGUCGCCGGCUUCCUCCCGUCAAUGCCCCCGGUGGUCUCGUCGACUUCGCCCAAUUCAGGAACCUUGCUUUCACUUUCUACACGGCUGCCGGCUUCGUGUGUUUCCUCGGUCUUUACACUUUUCUAGUCUACGCCCAGUCGAGUGCACCAGGACAAGGCGUCAGCCCCGAGCUCGUUCCAUACUUGGUUGCACUCGGAAACGCUGGUUCCAUCGUCGGCCGUCUCAGCACCGGCUUCCUAGCCGACAAGUUCGGGAUCAUGAACGUCAUGAUGCCCUCUAUGAUCAUCACAGCCGUUUUCACCUACAUCUGGCCCUUCAUCCACGGCACGGGGUCCAUCGUCACACUCAUAACACUAUACGGGGUAUCAAGCGGGGCGUUCGUCGCCUUGCUUGCCGGUCCGAUCAUGGCUAUGGGCGCAACGGAAGACGUGGGAAGGAGAACGGGGAUGUAUUUCACCAUCAUGGCCAUCGGCGCGCUGGCGGGUUUGCCGAUCAGCGGCGCCAUACAUGAUGCUACAGGGAGCUACAAGCCGGCCGGGAUAUACGCAGGGUCGGCGGUGCUUGCAGCGGUGGCUUGUCUUGUGGCUUCCAAGUGGUUCGUUUUGGGCGGCAGUCUCAGAGGGAAGGUCUAA
Messenger RNA from Peniophora sp. CBMAI 1063, 1416 nucleotides. Lineage: Eukaryota; Fungi; Basidiomycota; Agaricomycetes; Russulales; Peniophoraceae. The record is from the annotation of a GenBank genome assembly.